Neoarius graeffei (lesser salmon catfish) is the source of this 1616-nucleotide messenger RNA. It is a transcript of the gene zfyve21, whose product is annotated as zinc finger, FYVE domain containing 21. The coding region runs from base 66 to 806 and encodes 246 amino acids. The transcript is spliced from 8 exons. Gene Ontology annotation, molecular function: metal ion binding. NCBI's taxonomy places the organism in Eukaryota, Metazoa, Chordata, Actinopteri, Siluriformes, Ariidae. The record is from RefSeq and is a predicted model, not a curated record.
CCCAAACCUUUGCGAGGUUUACGGGUGGCACGGGCUGCUUGUAUUCGACUCCGCAGAAGGUAAAAAUGUCAGCCGUGCCCGAUGGUAAAAAGCUGGUGCGAAGCCCAAGCGGUCUGCGUAUGGUGCCGGAGAAUGGAGCUUUCAGCAGUCCGUUUUCGUUAGACGAACCUCAGUGGGUUCCGGAUAAAGAGUGUCCCAGAUGCAUGCAGUGUGACACCAAAUUUGACUUCAUCACUCGAAAGCACCACUGUCGACGAUGUGGCCGGUGUUUCUGUGAUAAAUGCUGCAGUAAGAAGGUCGCCUUGCCCAGGAUGUGCUUUGUAGAUCCAGUCAGGCAGUGUGGGGAAUGCAGCCUCAUCUCGCAGAAAGAACAUGACUUUUACGACAAACAGCUCAAAGUGCUCACUGCAGGAGGUACGUUCCUGGUCACAGUAGGCUUCUCAGAGAAAUCGGAGACCAUGGUGUGCCGGCUGUCAAAUAACCACAGAUAUCUUUUCCUGGAUGGAGAAAGCCAUUUUGAGGUGGAGCUGUCUCGGAUCUCCACGAUGCAAGUGCUGACGGAGACAGAGGGUUCCACCCCUGGAGAGAAAGAUAUUCACACUUACACCACUCUGCUGGACAGUCAUUAUAUAUCGGAAGGAGGGGUGUCCCAUGCCACAGGUAUGCUGCUACACUAUAAGCCCCCGGGUUCACAGGAAUCUCAGCAGCUUCGCAUGGAGGCAGCCGACGACAAAAAGAGCGCCUCCUCCUGGCUUGCUGCCAUGCACAAGGCUGCCAAGCUGCUGUAUGAGUCCAGGGACCAAUAAAAUAACUGAAGUCAAGGCACAGGGCGAAAGAGGAACGGAGGAGUGUUGAGACAAAAAAAGAGGGAUGUGUGUUGGUUAGAAACUCGGGUGUACGCCACAAUGCCUACUUGCUUUCAAUCGGACCUCUGCUUUCUGCUUCCCAUUUGGACAAACCGGAUUGGUCAUAUGACUCGUCCGUCACUCCAGUAGGGUGGACCAAGUUAACCAUUGAGUUUAGUGCAAUGUAUAUAUACACAUAUAUAGAGGAAAUGCACAUGUUCCACAGUGAAAUACGUUCGUCAAGUCUCACAGUUGAUUUUAUUUUUUUCAAAGCCUUACAAGUCACAUAGUCUGAGUUUAACACAAUACUCUGUGUGUGCAUACAUAUAUUUACUUUUUACUGCUGGCAUAUUCACUUGUAACACUUUUUGCAAUUGUUCCUCCAAAUCACCAGUACACACUACAGCAAGUGGUUCUUUUGAUUAUUAAGCAAGGUUGAGCUUUUUUGCUUUUUAACCAAGUAAUCCAUAUCUUGUUGCUUUCUAUGGGCUUGAGACAAGGUUUGUCUUCACACUACAAGUCAACCUGGGUAAAUGUAAAUGAAGCUCACUUUCUAAGAAAAUAGUAUUUGUGAGCUCUCUAUACAAAGCGUCCUUAUGAAUCCACGAUCAGUAUUCAGGAAACAGAACAUCUGAGGUCAUUCUGUUUUCUCCCUGAAAAACAUUUUCUAAUACAAAUGUGUUGUAAUAAAAUUUGUUGAUAAAAUGUUUGCAUGAUUUUAUAUAAUUUUUUUUCUUUUUUGUUGAUUAAAUCAGUUAUUUCUAACCUGGA